AUACAGAGUUGGACUGACGAAAAAGCGUGGGCUGCGGAUUUGUUGCGUUGCGUUGGGUUGAGCUGAGGGUAUAAGAACAGUUGGCGAACAUCCUCGACACUUCAGUCUUCCGCAGAAACCAAGUCAAGAAGAUGGCUCUAGAACGUCAAGUUCGCGCUAAGCUCGCAGGAAAGCGCGACCGGGAACAGGAGAAGGAGGCCCAGGAAUGGAUCGAAUCAAUUCUUGGAAAGAAAUUCCCCCCUAACGAAGCGUACGAAGAUGUUCUUCGUGAUGGACAAGUUUUAUGCGAACUUAUGAACAAGGUCGCCCCCGGAUCAAUCCCCAAGAUUAACACCUCGGGUGGACAAUUCAAAAUGAUGGAGAACAUCAACGUAUUCCAGAAAGCCUUAAAAGAUUACGGAGUGGCAGAUACGGACGUUUUCCAGACAGUUGAUCUUUGGGAAAAGAAAGAUAUUUCCCAAGUUACCACCACUCUUUUUUCUCUGGGGCGUGCGACGUACAAGCAUCCUGAGUGGAAAGGACCCUGGUUGGGACCUAAACCCGCAGACGAAUGCAAACGUGACUUUACCGAGGAACAACUUCGAGCAGGUCAAAGCGUAAUUGGUCUUCAGGCCGGUUCUAACAAGGGAGCUACCCAGGCUGGUCAGAGUCUUGGGGCAACUCGCAAAAUUCUUCUGGGAAAGUAGACAAAAAUUAGUACAAAAAACGAAAAGAAAGAAUAUCACAAGAUCUGAAGCUGCACCUAAUUUUAAUCUAUGUACUUAGAUGUCAAAAUCAUCACCCAGCACAACACAAACUUAAAUUUAUGUUUUGUAUGUAUAUAGAUAUAUAAAUAUAUUUAUUUUAAUUUUUAUAAAACGGAAUAUAAUAUAACGGUAUUAUUUAUAAAUCAUCAGAAAGUUUUAUCAUUAUGUUGUCUUAUCGAAUAUAAUAAUUGAUCAGACCGAAAUUAAUAAAAUACUUUCUUUCGUA
Molecule: messenger RNA, 972 nt
Organism: Athalia rosae (coleseed sawfly)
Lineage: Eukaryota; Metazoa; Arthropoda; Insecta; Hymenoptera; Athaliidae
Gene: Mp20
Product: muscle-specific protein 20
Exons: 4
Coding region: 132-686 (184 amino acids)
Molecular function (GO): protein binding
Source: RefSeq, a predicted model, not a curated record